AUGGCGGCGGUGGUGGCCGGGGCCGCCCUGCUGGGCAAGGGGCUGGACAUCAGCCUGGCGGCGCUGCAGCAGCACGACCCCUACAUCAGCAGCAUCGUGGACGUGGCCAGCCAGGUGGCGCUCUACACCUUCGGGCACCGCGCCAACGAGUGGGAAAAGACUGAUGUGGAGGGAACGCUGUUUGUUUACACAAGAUCAGCUUCUCCAAGGCAUGGUUUCACAAUUAUGAACAGACUGAGCAUGGAAAAUCGAACAGAACCUAUUACUAAAGACCUUGAUUUCCAGCUGCAGGACCCUUUUCUACUGUACAGAAAUGCCAGAUUGUCCAUCUAUGGGAUUUGGUUUUAUGAUAAGGAAGAAUGCCAAAGAAUUGCAGAGCUCAUGAAAAACCUAACUCAGCAGGAACAAUUCAAAGCACAGCAAGGCACAGGAGCUGGAGUGUCCCCUAUGAUCAUGAAUUCUGCUAAUAACAAGGAAGUGGAUAUCUUACGGAUGCUUACCAAGGCCAAAGAUGAAUACACCAAGUGUAAGACCUGCUCAGAGCCAAAACAAAUCACCAGUUCUUCUGCAAUCUAUAACAACCCCAACCUAAUCAAACCGAUUCCAGUGAAGCCCAGUGAAAAUCAGCAUCAACGAAUACCUCAGCAGAGCAAGAAUGUGGAUCCUGAACCACAGCACCUGUCUUUGACUGCACUGUUUGGAAAACAAGAAAAGCCAGGUGGCCCAGAGCCACCGAAGAAACAGCAUCAGGAGACCCUUCCUGUUCGGCAGGGGGUGGUACGUUCACUGUCCUACGAGGAGCCCAGCAGGCAUUCUCCCUCUGCAGAGAGGCAGCUCUGCCCUGCCAUUCAGAAGCUUAUGGUGCGUGGGUCAGAGCUUCACCCCCUGGCUGAGCUGCCUGAGAACCGGCUGUGUGAAAACGGCAGUGCCCCCGCUGCGGGGCAGGCGUUCACCGGGCUCUUCCAGCCCGUCACUUCCCACGGCAUUGCGGCGUCCCAUGUCGCCCAGGACACGGCUGGCACGCAGAACCUGCUACAGAAAUUGCAGAGUCAGGCUGGGUCAGUGACUAAGAUGGAGCCUGGUGCAACAGGAGCUGUGAACUCAACUGCUGCUGCUUUCAGCAGUUCUUCUGCUGCUGUUGGAGCUCCGGCAGCAGCAGUGAAUGCCAUGAGCCAGCCACCUCUGGUGUAUUUCAAUGGUUCCUUACCAGCCCAGACUUUAGACUCUCAGACACUCAAUAAAGAACAAUCCAAACUUCCUAGGCAGCCACUUUCUCUCUCUGGCAACCAAGCAGCCGGAUCUGGAGUGAUUUCACCUCAAGAGUUACUGAAAAAACUCCAGAUAGUGCAGCAAGAGCAACAGUUGCAUGUAUCCAGCAGACCAACCUUGGCAGCUAAGUUUCCUGUUGUUACUCAGACCACCAGCACACUGAAGCCACUGGAUUCCUGGAUGGAGAAGGCACCGGGGACAGAAAAACAGACUGCUCUUUUUCAGGUCAUCUCACCUCAACGCAUUCCUGCCACUGUAACUCCUACCUUACUGAUGUCCCCAAUGGUCUUCACUCAGUCCACACCCGCUCCACCAAAAACCAACAAAAGUGGGCGGAUAGCAGCAGCAAGCCAAGAACCUGCUGUUAGCUCAGCUAGCCUGCUCCUGCCGCUGCAAACCCCAGAGCCAUCUGCAGCCAGCAGCACCUCAGUGACAAAGAUGCAGCUGCAGGAAACACUGCUUCAUCUGAUCCAGAACGAUGACAACUUCUUAAACAUCAUCUACGAAGCGUAUCUCUUCAGCGCCAGGAAGGCGGCGAUGAAAAAGGCUCUCUGA
Molecule: messenger RNA, 1824 nt
Organism: Indicator indicator
Lineage: Eukaryota; Metazoa; Chordata; Aves; Piciformes; Indicatoridae
Gene: DCP1B
Product: decapping mRNA 1B
Exons: 9
Coding region: 1-1824 (607 amino acids)
Biological process (GO): positive regulation of catalytic activity; deadenylation-independent decapping of nuclear-transcribed mRNA; deadenylation-dependent decapping of nuclear-transcribed mRNA
Cellular component (GO): P-body
Molecular function (GO): mRNA binding; enzyme activator activity
Source: RefSeq, a predicted model, not a curated record